Messenger RNA from Danaus chrysippus (African queen), 450 nucleotides. The record is from the annotation of a GenBank genome assembly. NCBI's taxonomy places the organism in Eukaryota, Metazoa, Arthropoda, Insecta, Lepidoptera, Nymphalidae.
AUGAUCGGCCGAAGCACUACUUCUCUGAUUAUGAGAAGUCCUUUUUAUCUUAAGCCAUCUUUUUAUUUUAGAAACUUGUCAGUUUCUGCGCCGAAGAAUGAUAUCAUAAAAAUCCAAAGUACAGAUGACUUUAAGGAUAAAGUUAUUAACAGCAAGGUUCCCGUUGUUGUAGACUUCUUUGCUACUUGGUGUAAUCCAUGCAGACUUCUUACACCGAGAUUGGAGUCUAUAAUCUCUGAGAAUAAAGGAAAAGUAAUCUUGGCUAAGGUUGAUAUUGAUGAACAAUCUGAUUUGGCUCUUGACUACGAAGUCAGUUCAGUACCAGUUUUAGUAGCUAUCAAGAAUGGAAAGGUUCAACAACGGAUGGUGGGACUGCAGGAUACUGACAAGCUGAGGAAAUGGAUUGAACAAUUUGCUUCCGAGGAUUCCGAAGUUAAAAUUAAAGCUUAG